Messenger RNA from Coniophora puteana RWD-64-598 SS2, 1428 nucleotides. RefSeq names its product 614 534 cytochrome P450. The transcript has 13 exons. NCBI's taxonomy places the organism in Eukaryota, Fungi, Basidiomycota, Agaricomycetes, Boletales, Coniophoraceae. Gene Ontology annotation, molecular function: heme binding; iron ion binding; oxidoreductase activity, acting on paired donors, with incorporation or reduction of molecular oxygen. The record is from RefSeq and is a predicted model, not a curated record. Bases 1 to 1428 code for a protein of 475 amino acids.
AUGGGAAAUAUCGUACCCCAAAUAAGAGGCAUCUCCCUCGGGCAGGAUCACCUCUGGAAGAUGAAGCAUACGACGUUCGAGAAGCACGGUCUUGAUAUCGUUUCCUCUAUUGGCUUCUUCCCCAAAGCACGCGCAAGUCUGUGGGUGGCUGACGCCAUGGUCAUCAAGGACAUGGUCUGGUCGCGCAGGUUCCCCAAGCCUCUCUUCCAGUACAAGAUCCUGACCUUCUUCGGCGAGAAUAUCGUUGUCUCUGAAGGCGAGGAAUGGAAACGGUACCGCAAGAUUGUCGCCCCCGCAUUUUCGGAGCGCAACAACAGACUAGUAUGGGAUGAGACAACACGGAUCAUGCUGGACUUGUUUGAUAAUGAGUGGAAGGGGAAGCAGGAGGUCGCGGUAGAUCACGGUGUAGACCUUACUCUUCCGCUCGCGCUUUUCAUAAUUGGCGCUGCAGGCUUCGGACGCCAGAUCUCUUGGGCAGAGGACGCCAUCGUGCCCCCAGGACACCAAAUGACCUUCAAAGAAGCCCUGCACUUCGUCACGCAAAACCUCGUCAUCAAGCUCACCGUACCCAAAUUCGCACUCGGAUGGACGAAGGUGUUUCGCCAAACGCGUCUUGCAUUUGAGGAGCUCCAUCAAUACCUCGACGAGAUGAUCAAGGAGCGUCGGUCUUCUGAGAAGUCCACGGAGACGCACGACUUGUUCAGCAGUUUGCUCAAAGCGAACGAGGACGACGGCGUGCGCGAGGGCGAAGUGAAGUUGUCGAACAGCGAACUGAUAGGGAACAUCUUCAUCUUUUUGGUUGCUGGACAUGAGACUACGGCCCACUCCCUCUCUUUCGCACUCGCCAUGUUGGCACUCUACCCUGAUGUCCAAGAAAAGCUCUAUCAGCACAUUAGCAGUGUGCUUCCCGAUAGGCGCAUACCGACGUAUGACGACAUGCCUCAGCUGACUUACUCCCUCGCCACAUUCAACGAGUCCCUGCGGAUGUUCUCCCCCGUGACUGCCGUGCCCAAGCAGAGUAACCAGGACACCACCCUCGUUGUGACGGACACAAACGGCGAGAAGCGCACGAUCAACGUCCCCAAAGAUACGAUCCUCAACCUUGACAUGCCGGGGGUGCACUACAACCCCAAGUACUGGGAAGACCCGCACACGUUUAACCCCGAGCGCUUCCUGGGCGAGUGGAACAGGGACGCGUUCAUCCCGUUCAGCGCGGGCUACCGCGCGUGCGUGGGGCGCAAGUUCUCCGAGGCGGAGGGCACGGCUGUGCUGACGCUCCUCAUCUCGCGCUAUCGCGUCGAGAUCAAGGACGAGCCGCAGUUCGCGCACGAGACGUGGGAGCAGCGCAAGGAGCGCGUGCUCAGGGCGGAGUCGAGGGUCACUCUUGCGCCGGUUCGCGUGCCGCUUGUGUUCAAGAAGCGAGACUGA